Leguminivora glycinivorella is the source of this 1576-nucleotide messenger RNA. Its product is annotated as transcription initiation factor IIB. The coding region runs from base 131 to 1069 and encodes 312 amino acids. Gene Ontology annotation, biological process: transcription initiation at RNA polymerase II promoter; transcription preinitiation complex assembly. Gene Ontology annotation, cellular component: nucleus; transcription preinitiation complex. Gene Ontology annotation, molecular function: RNA polymerase II general transcription initiation factor activity; TBP-class protein binding. NCBI's taxonomy places the organism in Eukaryota, Metazoa, Arthropoda, Insecta, Lepidoptera, Tortricidae. The record is from RefSeq and is a predicted model, not a curated record. The transcript has 5 exons.
UGUAUAUUUGUACGUAUGUAAUGUUUUUCAUUUAUACUGAUUUUGUACUAACUUUUCUAUAUCGUUGUAGGUUUUUGUUUUCAGCCAUUCUGUUAAUUUACGCUUACACUCAUGUGUAGUGCAGGAAUAAAUGUCAAGAAUUGAGGCAAAUAAGGUGGUUUGCUAUGCACACCCCGACGCGCCGCUCAUCGAGGAUUACCGGGCAGGUGACAUGAUCUGCUCGGAGUGCGGCCUUGUUGUCGGCGACAGAGUGAUUGACGUGGGUUCAGAAUGGCGUACAUUCAGCAACGAGAAGUCAGGAGUAGACCCCUCUCGUGUUGGUGGUCCAGAGAACCCACUUCUAUCCGGUGGAGACCUUUCAACAAUAAUUGGUCCCGGCCGCGGCGACGCCUCAUUUGACAGUUUUGGUGUAUCCAAGUAUCAGAACAGACGCAACAUUAGCAGUACAGACAGAGCCCUGAUCAAUGCCUUCAGAGAGAUCAACACAAUGGCUGACCGCAUUAAUCUUCCCAAAACUAUUGUGGACAGAGCUAACAAUUUGUUUAAACAGGUACAUGAUGGCAAAAACUUAAAAGGCCGAGCAAACGACGCCAUUGCAUCAGCCUGCUUAUACAUUGCCUGCCGUCAGGAGGGUGUGCCCCGUACUUUCAAAGAGAUCUGUGCCGUCAGCAAAAUCAGCAAGAAAGAGAUUGGCCGGUGUUUCAAACUUAUUCUCAAAGCGCUUGAGACGUCUGUUGACCUUAUUACAACAGCGGACUUCAUGUCUCGGUUCUGCUCGAAUUUGGGGCUUCCAAACUCUGUGCAAAGGGCAGCGACACAUAUUGCAAGGAAGGCCGGAGAACUGGAUAUUGUGUCUGGGAGGAGUCCUAUCUCAGUCGCUGCUGCUGCUAUUUAUAUGGCUUCUCAGGCGUCAGAAGACAAGCGUAGCCAGAAAGAGAUCGGAGACAUCGCUGGCGUGGCAGACGUCACCAUCCGGCAGUCCUACAAGCUCAUGUAUCCAUUCGCUGCCAAACUGUUCCCCGACGACUUCAAGUUUGCCACUCCCAUCGAGUUCCUGCCACAAAUGUAGACUGUAUGUGCUCACAAUAACGUUUAGAUCAGUAAUAUUGACAAUAUUUACCCUGCCCAUCCGGCAGUCCCACAAGCUUGCUGCAAAACUGUUCCCCGACGACUUCAAGUUUGCCACUCCCAUCGAGUUCCUGCCACAAAUGUAGACUGUACGUGCUCACAAUAACGUUUAGAUCAGUAAUAUUGACAAUAUUUACCCUGCCCAUCCGGCAGUCCCACAAGCUUGCUGCAAAACUGUUCCCUGACGACUUCAAGUUAGCCACUCCCAUCGAGUUCCUGCCGCAGAUGUAGACUGUAUGUGCUCACAGUAUUAUUGACAAUAUUUAUCACUAACUGUAUUUGCGACAGUAGUCAAAUCAGUAGCCAAAUCUGAUGGUAGUCCUACAAACUCAUGUACCCAUUUGCUGCCAAGCUGUUUCCUAACGACUUCAAGUUUGCCACACUCAUCGAGUUCCUGCCACCAAGCGCCGAUCCAGCUUCGUGCCCAGGGGGGGGUCACGUGGUAAAG